GACCAGAACCAGCCAGGAACUCACAUCCACAUCCACUUUUACAACCAGAGACUGAAGACCAGACUGGAGACUCUUCUGAACCUGAGACUGAUGACAGUGCUGAUUGGAAGGAGACCAGAGAGCCUCAGUCAGCUUUAAACUCUCUGAAACAUGAUUCAAGAUGUAAGAAAACCUUCAGCUGCUCUGAGUGUGGGAAAAUAUUUGGCUUCAAGUCAGAUUUUAAGAGACACAUGAGAACCCACACAGGAGAGAAGCCUUUCAGCUGCUCUGAGUGUGGUAAAGCUUUCACUGAUAGUGGAAACCAGAAGAAACACAUGAGAACUCACACAGGAGAAAAACCUUUUAGCUGCUCAGUCUGUAAGAAAUCUUUUACACGGAUAGAUGGUUUACGGUCACACAUGGCUGUAGUCCACACAGGAGAGAAAAGAUUCAGCUGCAGUGUUUGUAACAAAAGAUGUGCCCAGAGUUCUUGUGUCAAAACGCAUAAAUGUGUUGAUCAGAUGGAAACAGAAGCUGAUGGAGAGGACUGUGGAGGACCAGAACCAGCCAGGAACUCACAUCCACAUCCACAUUUACAACCAGAGACUGAAGACCAGACUGGAGACUCUUCUGAACCUGAGACUGGUGACAGUGCUGAUUGGAAGGAGACCAGAGAACCUCAGUCAGCUUUAAACUCUCUGAAACAUGAUUCAAGAUGCAAGAAAACUUUCAGCUGCUCCGAGUGUGGGAGAAGAUUUAACAGUGAGUCACAUCUGAAGAGACACGUGAGAACUCACACAGGAGAAAAACCUUUUAGCUGCUCUGAGUGUGAGAGGAAAUAG
Molecule: messenger RNA, 821 nt
Organism: Sander lucioperca (pikeperch)
Lineage: Eukaryota; Metazoa; Chordata; Actinopteri; Perciformes; Percidae
Product: gastrula zinc finger protein XlCGF67.1-like
Exons: 3
Coding region: 231-821 (196 amino acids)
Biological process (GO): regulation of transcription by RNA polymerase II
Molecular function (GO): RNA polymerase II cis-regulatory region sequence-specific DNA binding; DNA-binding transcription factor activity, RNA polymerase II-specific
Source: RefSeq, a predicted model, not a curated record